AUGGAGCUUUCCUUGAUAGGUCUUCAAAAUGCUGGAAAAACUUCACUUGUAAAUGUUAUCGUUGUAGGAUUUAAUAUGCGGAAAGUGACUAAAGGAAAUGUGACAAUAAAGUGGUGGGAUCUUGGUGGUCAACCCAGAUUUCGGAGUAUGUGGGAGCGAUGCUGUCGUGCUGUUUCUGCUAUUGUGUAUGUAGGAUUUAAUAUGCGGAAAGUGACUAAAGGAAAUGUGACAAUAAAGUGGUGGGAUCUUGGUGGUCAACCCAGAUUUCGGAGUAUGUGGGAGCGAUGCUGUCGUGCUGUUUCUGCUAUUGUUAUCUCAAAAAGUGAAUUGCAUGACCUGCUGAGCAAACCGGCACUUAAUGGUAUUCCUUUGCUGGUUCUGGGAAACAAGAAUGACAAGCCUCAAGCCCUGUCCAAGCAGGGUUUGACUGAUCAAAUGGAUUUAAAAUCUAUCUCAGAUAGAGAGGUUUGCUGCUAUAUGAUUUCAUGCAAGAACUCAACGAACAUCAACCAGGUCAUUGAUUGGGUAAUUAAGCAUUCUAAAUCGAAGAGUUGA
This is a messenger RNA of Fraxinus pennsylvanica, 555 nucleotides long. Lineage: Eukaryota; Viridiplantae; Streptophyta; Magnoliopsida; Lamiales; Oleaceae. The record is from the annotation of a GenBank genome assembly.